Amoebophrya sp. A120 is the source of this 2696-nucleotide messenger RNA. The record is from the annotation of a GenBank genome assembly. NCBI's taxonomy places the organism in Eukaryota, Dinophyceae, Syndiniales, Amoebophryaceae.
CCGAUCUCCUCCACAAGCGGCAGCACGACCUCGAGAGCCGGAUCUGUGGACGAGCUGCCGACGUCCUCGCCCCGUGAAGAUGUAGUUGAUGACCAGAAAAAGAAAAUGCAAAGAGUGAAGCAGUUUCGGCAUUUCGGGUCCGACUUCUCCUCUAUCGACUUUUCUCGCUUGAACGGCGACCUGGAAAAAGCAGAACAAACAAAAGCGCGACCCUUUAGAGCAAAGACGAUUUGGGGAGAAUACGGGAUUCAGUGGGAAAUGCAGCGCUUGUUUAGCGACGUUUUCCGCGAAAAAUGGGGUAAAAAGGUCGGCGAGCUUCACUCCCUUUGGUAUAGAGUUAGCAAUUCGUCGUGAUGUUGUUGAUGAGCGAGCACGAAUGAAGUAAAGCGAUGACGUUCAACACCAAGAACUAUACCGAAACACGAAUGCACGAACACCAGGUCCCUCACUAUCCCAGUGGCUUACAACCUUGCAGUGAUCAUGUCUUGAGUUACGCAAAUGUUACGGUUGAUUUUACCCUACAUCACAGCGCCAGCGUUCAACAGAGCUUGGGACCACACGAUCACGAACGAGCGACGUUGGAUCAGAAAAAUAACGCAGCUCCUUACCUCGUACCGAGAGAACCUCUUAGGUGCGGGUUUGGUCCUCCCGUUGUAACCUCCCACGGCUUGUCGAUACCCUAUUACGAGGAGGGUGCUCGGAGACCUUGGGAGAUCCGUGACCAAUACGACGUACCUCCGGCUGGUCUCUUGAACGAAGAUGACACUUGGGAGAUCGAUACUAUACGUUCGGAGACGUUUUCUUGCUAUAUGCAUACAGUAAAUUAUGCCCUGCGCUGAUCAGGAGGACGAGUCAAAUCGAUCCACGACAUUUUGGUCGUGACCAGCUACCACUAGAAAAUGGAGUCCAUAGGUCGACCUUGGUGCACCACGAUGACUUCUGUACUAUGUAUCAGGGGGGCCAUUGUGGUUGAGCACAUGAUGAAAAUGUCGGCUGAUCAUGCAAAAGCGAUGGAAGUUCUUCUGUUUAUCUCUAUAUAUUUUUAAGAUUGGGUUUCAGCAGCCUGCUCGUCCUCUCUUGGCCAUGGUCAGUGUGUUUUUCCGCGCCCAUAAAUGUUGAUGAUGACGGCGAAGCUACUUUGGUGGAAAGAACUCCCCUGGGAUUACUUCUUGAUGAAAUUGAGAAGAAGUUGGUGGAGAAAUAUUUUAACAAGGAAAACUGGCGGGAGGAAUGGUACAAAAUUACCGAGUAUCAACUGCAAAGUUGUGCGGGUCUGGAAGAUUAAAGUUGAAGUUCUAUAGCCUAUCUCGCAUUUAUUUUCCGGUAGAAUCUGCAGUGUAUGACCGACACAAGCGCCCUGACUUUGUCAUGCAAAGCCGCAGUUUGUUCUUGUUGGAAUGCGCGUUACGUCCUAAUACUAUUCUGGAUCGUAGUUCUGUAUGGGGCGCCGCGCCCUGCUUGCUGGCUGGGUGCGAUUGGCUGGUUGCGGGGAGAUCCCGACCGGUUGUGACUGUGCGUGCGGCUGUCCGGGGUAGGGGCGCUCGACUACGUAGAUAUUAUGAGACCAAGAAAAGUGUCUCCCUCUGUCACUCCCACCCCCAGGGAGGGGACCCUUAGGCUGUGGCACUGAGUGCGGGUGUUCACUGCAUGAUGCUGGGUGAUGUAUGGGAAAACGUUGAAGAAACUUGUCAUGCUUGGGUGCAUUGCAUUCGAAUCGAAAGCGUCUUCUUUAAUAGCCGCGACUCGGCAUCAGCAUCACAAGUUUUCAGACCCGGGCUUGUUUGUAAUGCAUAUCGACGAGUUUGGCGACAACCUCGGAGGGCAGGUGUUAAACACAAAACAACCUGAAGGAAAACAGCCCUUCCGUGGUGCCGCGGAUCGAAAUCCGGAGGAACUCUUUCCGGUUCCGGAAACUGAGACGAUACCAUUUUCCCACUGGAAGGACUAUCGUGGCGGGACGUCGACGUACCCUCCGACCCGUGUGACUGGUUGGCAACGGCUUGGAGUCCCACGCGCUUGGCACCCGCGUUUUCGUGCGUGGUUUCGUGACGUCACGUCCCAUUCCCGCGUCGACAACGUCGACAACGACGACAACGACAACUCACCCAGGUCGUGGUCUCCUGUCGACCACGAGUUGGGAACUCCACCUCGCAGUCCCAUGAGUGUGGCCUCCAACAACUCGCCCGACUUUUCCUGAAACCAGGUUCCACGCGCACCUGGCGGAGCCGAGACUGGGCAAGGGAUGCACUUCCACUUUGCGCCGCCAGGCAAAGAAGAAAGAGGAAACCGCAUAGGAAUAAGCGUACUGAAUACUCCAGAGUUAAAUCUAUCGUAUCUCAAUGAAUGAUUUGCCUCUGAGUGUUGAUCUUGUGUUUUCAAGCAGAAUCACUAUGCUCCUUAUUUUUUACUCGCCUUUUUUUUACUCUUACGACCAUGAAAAUCGGCUGGGUCUUAAUGAGACAUUUCUUUUGAAGUUUGGAACAUAUUUGCAUUUGAUGUUUUUGGCGCACUCAGUUUUGCCUUUGAUGUGACCAUACCACGCCUCUCUACCAUGAAAGGAGAAGGACGAAGUUCUUGUGUUAUGCUUAUGCUGCAAGGUCUACUAUGCGGCCGUCGGUACAACCACGAAAACCCCCUGGGGAUGACUGUUUUUUUCUCAAGCCGGAUAAUCUGCUUGUGUACCUUUCGUCUGACAU